Messenger RNA from Loxodonta africana (African savanna elephant), 1504 nucleotides. It is a transcript of the gene POLR2C, whose product is annotated as RNA polymerase II subunit C. Gene Ontology annotation, cellular component: RNA polymerase II, core complex. Gene Ontology annotation, molecular function: DNA binding; protein dimerization activity. Gene Ontology annotation, biological process: DNA-templated transcription. The coding region runs from base 52 to 879 and encodes 275 amino acids. Lineage: Eukaryota; Metazoa; Chordata; Mammalia; Proboscidea; Elephantidae. The record is from RefSeq and is a predicted model, not a curated record. The transcript is spliced from 9 exons.
CUUCCGGCGGCGGCGGCGCAGCUAAGCUGACUGCAGGGACUCCGCGGCGCGAUGCCCUACGCCAACCAGCCCACGGUGCGGAUCACCGAGCUUACCGACGAGAAUGUCAAGUUCAUCAUCGAGAAUACGGAUCUAGCGGUGGCCAAUUCUAUUCGGAGGGUCUUCAUUGCUGAAGUGCCCAUAAUAGCCAUUGACUGGGUGCAGAUUGAUGCCAAUUCCUCGGUCCUUCAUGAUGAGUUCAUUGCUCACAGACUCGGAUUAAUCCCCCUCAUUAGUGACGACAUUGUGGACAAGCUGCAGUACUCCCGGGACUGCACAUGUGAAGAGUUCUGCCCUGAGUGCUCGGUGGAGUUCACCCUCGAUGUGCGGUGCAAUGAAGACCAGACUCGGCACGUCACAUCCCGAGACCUCAUUUCCAACAGCCCUCGUGUCAUUCCGGUGACGUCCCGGAACCGAGACAAUGACCCCAAUGACUAUGUGGAGCAGGAUGACAUCCUCAUCGUCAAGCUCAGAAAGGGGCAGGAGCUGAGACUUCGAGCCUAUGCCAAAAAGGGUUUUGGCAAGGAACACGCCAAGUGGAACCCUACGGCAGGAGUGGCUUUUGAAUAUGAUCCAGACAACGCCCUGAGACACACGGUGUACCCCAAGCCAGAGGAAUGGCCAAAGAGUGAAUAUUCGGAGCUGGAUGAGGAGGAGUCCCAGGCACCCUAUGACCCCAAUGGCAAGCCAGAGAGGUUUUACUACAAUGUGGAGUCCUGUGGCUCUUUGCGCCCUGAAACCAUCGUACUCUCAGCCCUAUCUGGAUUGAAGAAGAAGCUGAGUGACUUACAGACUCAAUUAAGCCACGAGAUUCAGAGUGAUGUCCUGACCAUAAACUAGCUGCAACUCAGCUGUUUCAGCAAAAAAGGGGAAACAGGCCAGCAGCCAGCUGGACUUCAGGGCUCUCCUGACUUCUAGCCUUGGGGACUUCCAUUGCUGAAGCUUCUUGGUGGGCCAUCAGUACCAACGAGAAGGGUUGGCCCAUCCCAGCCUUUCUUGAUUGCAGAUAGAUUAUCAGGGAUGCUGCUAGAUAUUUGAGGCAGGCCAGUUCUUUACUGGACAUUUAGCAUCCUGGUUCCUGCUAAGUACCAGUAGUGCUAUCUGGAAACCAAAACAUCCCUUCCGCCUCAUUUCCUCCUGUGGCCCUAGGGGCCAUACUGCUUCCCCGCUGGGAACCACUCACCUGGACUUCCCUCUGCUCCUGCUCAUUCUAGAGCUUUACAGUGAUUAUCUUUCUGUCUAAAAGUUAGCAGUUGUACCUUAGGGUUCUGGUGCUAGGAUUUCAUGCUAGAAGGCCCAUUCAGGCUGCACAUAUACCCUUCCAGUCCCUUUCCCAGGGCCAGCCUACUGGCGCCUCUCUCAAAUUCCCAAGUUGCUCAUUGAUAAGUAACCCUUUGGGAAUAGUGUUAGACCCUGGUUGUCCCCCGCCCCCCGCCAAUAAACACAUUCUUUCAUUUUCUACCUA